Messenger RNA from Nakaseomyces glabratus, 1587 nucleotides. RefSeq lists its product as uncharacterized. Gene Ontology annotation, biological process: regulation of G1/S transition of mitotic cell cycle; regulation of cyclin-dependent protein serine/threonine kinase activity; mitotic cell cycle phase transition. NCBI's taxonomy places the organism in Eukaryota, Fungi, Ascomycota, Saccharomycetes, Saccharomycetales, Saccharomycetaceae. The record is from RefSeq and is a predicted model, not a curated record. Gene Ontology annotation, cellular component: nucleus; spindle pole body; cyclin-dependent protein kinase holoenzyme complex. Gene Ontology annotation, molecular function: cyclin-dependent protein serine/threonine kinase regulator activity.
AUGACAAACGGCCAAUCAUUAGGAUUAAUUGUUACCGCUAAGCAAAAAUAUUACCCAAUUGAACUCUCUAACGCUGAGCUUUUGGCCCACUAUGAAAUGAUCCAGGAGUACCAACAGGAUAUCUCUGCUAAUGUCCUUGAGCAAUCUAUGAAAUUUAAACCAAACCCAAAGUUGAUCGACCAACAACCUGAAAUGAAACCAGAAGAUACUAGAGAAGCUAUUGUCACUUUCCUCUUUGAGUUGUCAGUGAUGACCCGCGUGACCAAUGGUAUCUUUGUGCAGGCGGUUAGAUUAUAUGACCGUUACUGCUCAAAAAGAGUGGUGUUAAAAGAUCAAGCGAAGCUGGUAGUGGCUACUUGUCUCUGGCUCGCAGCUAAGACUUGGGGUGGUUGCAACCAUAUUAUCAACAACGUAAUUGUCCCAACAGGUGGAAGGUUUUACGGUCCAAAUCCAAGAGCAAGAAUUCCAAGACUUUCUGAGCUAGUCUUGUAUUGUGGCGGGUCCAACAAUUUUGAUGAGUCAAUGUUCUUGCAAAUGGAAAGACAUAUACUAGACACACUUAACUGGGAUGUUUACGAGCCCAUGCUAAAUGACUAUGUUUUGAAUGCUGAUGAAAACUGCUUAAUCCAAUAUGAACUAUAUGAAAGGCAACUUGAACAUAGAAGAAAACGUCAGUCUCAAGCCUCCACAGAUAGCGAUGCUACCGUUGAUGACAUAGAUCUUGAUAUCAAAGGUCACAGUAUCGAAGAAGAUGAUGAAGACGAAGAGUUGAAAAGUAAGAUUCAACUAAUCAACUUGAAAAGAUUCUUAAUGGAACUUGCUUCAUUCAAAUAUGAGUUUCUAUCUUUUGAGCUCUUCGAAGUUGCACAAGGUAUCUUCCAUAUAAUCAACAGAUUUGCAAGUUCUGAUCAAGGCCCGUUUUUGGCUACCCCUGCUACAAAUAUGGAGAAGCAAUCCAAACUUGAAACUUUAUUUAUUGAUGCUAUAACUGAAACACCAAAGUCUUUAGCCGAAGUCUACAAGAAUCAACCAGGUAUUUCAGCCUUUAUUACUAGUAUCAAUAAUUACAAGAGCAUUCUUCAAAAGAAACUGGAACUGGCCGCCUCCUUGGAUCUAUCAAGAACAAUUCCUGUCUCUUGCAAUUACGAGUCAAUUUCAUCUUCUAAUAUGCCCUCACCUGUAUAUUCAGCACAAAGCCAUACACCAAUGAGAAAUGUAAGUGCUAACUCCGAGAAUAGCAUAUUCAGCGUAAUGGAACAAUCGUCACCUAUUACACCACAAAUGUACAGUUUUGAACAUAAACCAGGUGGAAGUGUAUGUGGCAGUUCACCUAGUGUCAGUAGUCUUGUAAACUACCGAACAAAGCGGGGCUACGACCAAGAUAUAAGUGAUACUUCUAUGAAUAUGGAAAAUAAGGAAAAUAUACAUCCAAAUGGGGUUGCUAGCCAUAUCGCCCCACCGCGUGCUAAAUUUGUGGGCACAGGGAUGUACCACUCCCCAAGUGAUUCUUCACAUAAUGCUGGCGCUAAUAGCAGUAGAUCAUCCUUAAUCUCCUUGCCUGUUGCGAAUGUCAAUUCAAUUAUGUGA